UCAAUUUAUUUCAAACCUAAACAUAGAUUUUUAGAAAAACAUUCAAAUAUUAAAAAAAUGUGAUCACAUAAUAACAUGUGAAGUCGUCGAACAGCUUUAAGGACAUGUAUUGGUUCCACUUAAGUACAAAAUGGAGUAAGAAUGGAUUGAUAAAUAUGAAAUCAAUGAAGUCAAGGUCUAAAAAUGUUUUCAGCUUAUGCGAGGUUUAUUGUUCGUUACUCCUACUUUUUGCUGUUUGCUAUCUUAGUCACUUCCACGAUCCUCACUGUAAUACCUCUAGUGUGCCACGACUUUCCUUCAUUUUCCGACCCUAUAGUUGGUUUCGAAACGAGAGGUACAACGUUAGCGCACCGUUUCAUAGCCUGGGAAAACCUUAUUGAGGAGACAAGACCGUCCAAAAGGCUCGCCGUAAAUCCUAAAGAAAUAGAAGAUCAAAUUCGUAUGAACGAAAGUUAUUACAACAGGGACAAAACGAGGUCUGGCCGCAAACAUCCUCGAAAACACAAGAAAAAACAGAAUUACAAUAAUACAGGAUAUGCUACAACAUUUUAUAGUUCCCCUGAUACAAAUCUCACUGUCAACCAUGUUCAUUGGGGAUUUGGGAAAAAUGUUUCAUUUGAAGAUGAAAAUGCAGUUUAUUUAAAAAAUCAUACAAGGAAACAAUGGAAGUCUCUAAAAAACAUGCAGCGCACAUUUGAUAAUUUUCACCACAACUAUGCUUCUGGUAGUUGUGGGGCCCCAGUUGCUGACUACGCUCACUUGGUGGUCACUUCAAAUGACAAUAAAUCAAUGCUCACUUUUGAGAAUGUACAGAAUGUUUGUCAACUGCAAACCUUCCUUAUUGAUUUUACUAAAGAUGACUUUUAUAAUCUAUGUCAGCGAUCAAUGCAAGCAGAAGAAAUAUGUUGCCCCAUAUGGAGUGUGCCAAACUACAUAGCUUUAAUGUCUGGUAAGAAUUCUUGUGAAAAUUUAACCAGAGAUGAUGUUACUUAUGCUGUAAAUAUACUAAAGAAAUGUGCGGGCUACUUUCAUAACUUUUCCCUGAUGGCCUCUUGUGAAAUGGAUAGAUGUCAUGUGCCAAAGUAUUGCUCCCAGUAUGAUGCUGUAUACAAUUUAUUAUUUUACAUUAUAGAUUCAAAUGCAUUUUCUCCUCCACUGUUUUCAGAGACAUUUGUAAAAAAUGUAAUGAUAUUUUUGCCCUUGCCGACUAGUAGCACCACUCUACCAUAUUAUUUAAAAUUACAAGAAUCAAAUAUGUCUUUCAAUAUUCUUAACAUCCCAGCAAUGGAUUUUGGAUUGAAAAAUGCUCUGUUUGAUUUAUGGAUUAUUGAAGACACUUGGCUCAUAGGACUUGGUGGUUUCUUUGUGUUCAUAUGUGUUUGGGUUUAUACAAAAUCUUUGCUUCUAACAUUGCUGUUGUUUACAGCUAUUACUUAUUCACUUGGUGUUGCAUAUUUUUUUUACAUAUAUGUGUUUAAUUUGGACUUUUUUCCAUUCAUGAAUCUGUUAGUUAUAGUUGUUGUAAUAGGAAUUGGGGCUGAUGAUGCAUUCCUCUAUGUCAAAGUCUGGAAUAUGAUAAGUAAGCAGUUAAUAAGAGAUAAUGUUGUUACAGAAAAUUUAACUGAUAUUAAGAAUGUUUCUAGUGCUGGUGAAACUAUACUUGUACAAAUACUUGAAGAAACUUUAAAGCAUUCUGUUAGUGCUAUAUUUGUCACCACUUUGACGACUGCUGUUGCAUUUUAUGCAUCAUAUGUUAGCUACAUUCCAGCCAUCAAUUGUUUCAGUGUUUUUGCUGGGACUGCAGUAUUAGUUAACUUUUUACUUAUGGUGAGUUGGUUGCCAGUGUCAGUAUAUAUAUUAGAUGUAAAAUUGUCUGUAAGUAGGUGGAAAACGUUAGGUGCAAUUAGUAAAGUUGUUAAUGAAAUUGGAGAAGAUAUCAGUGUUAUAUUAAAUCGAUUUAUUGUCACUUGUAUAAUGAGGCUGCACACAGGUUUUGUAGUUAUCUUGGGUGCUAUUGGAAUCUACAGUAUAGUUGUAGUAUUUUACUCUCCUGGACUUCGGCUUCCUGAUUCAAAGCAGUUCCAACUUUUUCAAACAUCACAUCCCUUCGAGCAAUAUGACAUGAAUUAUAAAGACAAGUUUCUAUUUGAAAGAUUUGGAAAUGAUAUUGGAACAGGUGGUAAAAUGCCUUUAAGGUGGAUAUGGGGAAUAAAAGCUAUCGACAAUGGUAAUCAUAUGGAUCCAUUCUCUAAGGGUAAAUUGAUUUUUGAUGACAGCUUUAGUGUAUCAAACCCAAAAUCUCAAUUGUGGCUGUUGGAAUUCUGUUCUAAAAUUAAAAUUCAACCAUUUUAUCAGCAAACUUUAGGUCCUUUGUUACCUAACUGUUUCAUUGAAAGUUUCAAAAUGUAUAUGAGCAGGAGAUGCAUUGAUACUAUUGACAGGAUAAAUAGAACACCAUGUUGUGAGUCAUCCCAUUUCCCAUACACUAAAGAAGUUUUUGAUUUCUGUAUUAUAAAAGCAAUGGAGUCUCUUUAUGAAACACCUCGCGAAAUUUUUAUACCAGGUGUGGCUGGGCCUAAAUUCUCAAGAAGUGCAUAUCCACCUGCUGUAUCUGCAAUCGUAAUAGAAUUUGAAAGUGUCAUUCCCUAUUCAAUGUCCUAUAAGGUUAUGGAUGAUUUUUUUGUUCAAGUAGAAAAUUGGACCAAAAAUGAGUUAAAAGAUGCACCCCCAGGACUCAAAUGUGGGUGGUUUCUCUCUGAUUUGCAAUUUUAUGAUCUCCAAGCCACUUUAGCAAGUGGAACAUUGUUGGCUUUAUUUUUAUCUGCUGGUUUAGGUUUCAUAGUACUUGUACCAUCUACAUACAAUUUCACCGUUAGUAUCUGCUCUCUUUUAGCUAUAGUCUUCUCUUCUACAGUAACAAUAGCUGUGCUUGUUCUGAAUGAUUGGAAAUUAAAUAUAUUAGAAAGUGUAGCAAUAUCAACAUCAGCAGGGUUAGCUGUAGAUUUUAGUCUCCAUUAUGCACUAAGUUUUACAAAUGCUUGUGGCACAAAGACUAAUAGAGUUAAGUGUGCACUUUCAACAUCAUCUGGCCCGACUGCUGCUGCUGCAUUGACUACUGGUUUUGCUGGAAUAUUUUUAUUACACUCAAAUCUUCUUCCUUAUUCCCAAAUAGGCACUUUCCUAGCUUUAAUUAUGUCUGUAAGUUGGAUAUAUGCUACAUUCUUUCUCUGUUCUUUAUUACUACUAUUUGGCGGAAAUUCUUUUAAAGAAGUAUCAACAGAAGACAGAAAAUCUUUGUCAAGAGUAAGUUCUGUUUGUUCUGCAGUCCCUAAUUUGGAAAGUCAUGAGUUGGAGCAUUUAGCAGACAGUAAUAGGACUAAUAUCACUUCCCAUAGCCCUUCAAGUAUGAGUGCAACAACAGUAGUUAUUCAUGACGAUUUUGAAACAUUACAGAGUAAAACUGAAAAAAAUUCUAGUGAAAUAAAUAAUGACUGAACAUUUAAUAUUUAGAUGUGUAUUAAGAUAAACUCAUUUUUGAAGUAUUAUUGAUGAGUUACCCAACAGUAUUAGAACCAUGUAUUUUUUAUAUUGCUCUGUUUUUAGAUCUGUAAUUUGUAUCUCGUAACUGUCAGUAUUUUUUUUUACAUCUUUAUUGAAAUAUAUUUUGAAUAUCUGUAUUACUAUAAACGAUUAUUGUGACAAUAAUUAUCAGGUACUUAUUAGAUUCACAGGACAAUACAAGAUCUAAACGAGCUUGUUACUGUUAAAAUAUUAUAUUAAGUUGCUUGUUUCUAAUGAUCAGUAUUUCUUUAAUAAACCUCAAGUCAUCGAUGUUAAGGGAAAUGUGUCAAUUUAUCCCUAGUAAAAAUAUGGUAAACCUAAGGUAUUGUCAUAGAUCAUUUACUAAGUAUGUAUUUAAGACAUGUAUGUAUGUAUGUAAUUAACUUUUUUGUCUUUGUAUGUAUCUUGAAUGUUAUUAGUUGAUUGUAGAAUUUGAUGUAUUUUCAUACCUUUAAAUUGAACAAAAAUCAUCUUGUUCAUUAAAUAGGUAGCAUGUAUUAUGUGUUGUGUCAACAUAUACCAACCAAAAAACCAAGGGCAUUCAAUAUAAGUACAUAACUAUUAUAAAAAGCCUGAGGGUAUUUAGAUAAAAAUUCAUUCAAACAUUUUAUUUAAGUAAGUACUUACUCAAUAGAUGUAUGUAUGUCUACAAACCACUCUGCUAAUAAGAAUAAAAAAUAUCACUGUCUCAAUGUAUUCAAGUGGUGAAAUAUUUUUGUUAUUAUUAUACAGUGCCAUACAAACUAAGAUGAUAUUCAUCAUUCUCGUUAGAUUAUUGAGAUGUUGAAAAAGAUUUGAGGGCACUUUACAUAAAGUUAUAUAUUUUGACAUGGCCUUUAAAAUUAAAGUGCCCUAAAAUUUCAAACGUUCGGACAUUCUGUGGUUAAUAGAUUACACAAUUAUGUAAAUAGUGAAUAACAUAUAAUUUAAAUUUGUGAGAUAUUUAAUAUUAUUUGCAUUUACAAAAAAUAUUGAUAUCAGUUAUAUUGGUGUUAAUAUCUGUAGAAUUUAUGUAACUUCUUUAUUUUUAAGAUUAUGUACUUAAGAAGUAAGAAUUUGAGAUGUAAACGAAAUAAAAAAAAAAUGUUAAUUUUUUAAAAAAAAUAA
Messenger RNA from Bicyclus anynana (squinting bush brown), 4668 nucleotides. It is a transcript of the gene disp, whose product is annotated as protein dispatched. The transcript has a single exon. Gene Ontology annotation, cellular component: membrane. Bases 184 to 3495 code for a protein of 1103 amino acids. Lineage: Eukaryota; Metazoa; Arthropoda; Insecta; Lepidoptera; Nymphalidae. The record is from RefSeq and is a predicted model, not a curated record.